Messenger RNA from Saccostrea echinata, 1425 nucleotides. RefSeq names its product QRFP-like peptide receptor. NCBI's taxonomy places the organism in Eukaryota, Metazoa, Mollusca, Bivalvia, Ostreida, Ostreidae. The record is from RefSeq and is a predicted model, not a curated record. Bases 103 to 1347 code for a protein of 414 amino acids. Gene Ontology annotation, biological process: G protein-coupled receptor signaling pathway. Gene Ontology annotation, molecular function: neuropeptide receptor activity; peptide binding. Gene Ontology annotation, cellular component: membrane. The transcript has 6 exons.
CGCAUCUUUGUGAAGUGAUGGACUCUUUCACUGUCCAUACAUUUAUGGAAUUCUGUCUUGCUUAUUUUUUUUAAAAUGUGAAGUUUUUGCCAAGAAUGAAAUAUGGCUGAAAUCUUUGGAUCUUCAGGAGGUUACAGUCCAUUACAAAACUGUAUUCCAGGUCAACCGGAAACGGAAUCGAAAAAAUUUAUUGAGAUUAUAAAACUUUUACCAGUACAGUUCUUCCCAGCAAAGGAAACCCCUUCUUGGGAAAAGGGUCUAAAAAUAACUUUUUAUAUCCCGCCGAUUUUGAUCAACCUUGUGGGAAACAGUUUGGUCAUUCUUAUUGUGGCCUUGAACAAGAAGAUGAGGACGACUACAAAUUUACUGAUUCUAAACCUCAGUGUGUCUGACAUUUUGGUGGCUUGUUUCUGUAUGUGGAUUCAUCUAGCUACUCAACUCCAAACCGGAUUGUAUUGGCCCUUUGGUGCAUUUAUGUGUAAAGUGACGUCUUUAAUUCAAGUGACUGCCUUGACUUCUAGUGUGUUGACGCUGACCAUCAUUUCCCUGGAGAGAUUUCAGGCUAUAGUAUUCCCCCUCCGCAGAAAGAUGUCCCACAGGGCGGCGAUGGUGGCUAUCUCCUGUUCGUGGAUUGUUUCAGUUGGGACAGCCUUUCCUUAUUUAUUGGUGAAGAAACAGAUCGAGAUGCAAUUCUCAGAUUUUUUACGAAUACAAUGCAAAGAAAAAUGGCCAUCAUACUACACUGAAUCGAGCGGGAAUGGAACAUGCGAGACAGAAGAACCGGGAAAGAAGCUGUAUUACACCUUGACCUUCAUCAUUAUGUACGUCAUACCUAUUUUGGUUAUGGGAAUUACCUACACUAUCAUCAGUAUCACCCUUGUCAACCGUAAAGGUCCAGGGGGCAAAGCAACAUCAUCUAUAGACAAAGCCAGGAAAAAGGUUAUCCGUAUGUUAAUCGUGGUCCUUGUUUCUUUUGUGAUCUGCUGGACCCCACAGUGGGCCUUCCUUAUCUACGACGCCUACUUUCCACCUGUAGCAGAUGAACAGAGACCUGAGUACAUCGUUGCUCUGAAGUACGCAGCUCUUUAUAUCGCCUACAGUAACAGUGCGCUCAAUCCAAUCAUGUAUGCAGGGUUCAAUGAGAAUUUCAGGCGUGGGUUUUUAGAUGUCUUCAGAUGCCGUAUUUGGAAGAAGAAAAACCGAAUACACUCAGAUAUGGGGAAUUCGACAGUUGGUCCGGGGUCCAUGAGGAACAGAGUCAUGACCUUGGGAGGUAAAUCAGCCGUGACCACAGUUCACACAACAAUGGAGGGGAAUUCCCAUGUUUAUGGAGCAUCCGACGAUUGACUGAUAACCCUUGUAUAUAGACACUCUAGCUGUUGUGUUUGUGUUUUUGUUCCAUAUAAUAAAUUUUGGAAGAAACUG